AUGGAUCCGAACGAAAUGCGAUUCCGCGCCCAGCAGUCUCCCCGAAGCGAUGCCACCACCAUGAACUCCCUCGUCUCGCCGCCCCGGAACCGCCUCUCGCAGACCAUGUCCUCUCAAGAUCCCCGGUCGACCCUGUCUCGCCGUUUCACCACCGACUCGGGCCGUGUACCAACAUUGUCUUCAUCUGCAGCCCCACGUGGCCAAGAUCCCUCCGAAUACCAGACUAUGCAACAUCUUCAGUUGAUAGAAAAGAAGCGUAUGGAGUAUGAGAAGAUCCGGGAGCAGAAGCGCCUCUUCGACGCCGAACUGGCCAAGCACGAGGUGGAGCUCGGCGCCAUGCUCGAGGAGCACGGCAGGCUCUCCGGGCACCAGUCCGAGCCCACGACGCCUCCCGAGUAUCGUGAGAACCCCUCUGGGUUCCCUUCGGUCUUCUCCCGCCCGAAUCGCUACUCCCUUUCCAGCCUGACGUCUCCCCCGGGCUUGGCUAACCGCUCGGCGCGGUCCGGCUCCGUCCUCGCAUCGCCGCAGUCGGGCGUCCCGCUGUCCCGGUUCGCCUUCGACGACCAGCUGCCGUCCUGGUCUGUUCCAGGCUCGCGGAGGAAUAGCGAUGAGGACGAGAAGGAGGAGGCUGUUCGCCAGGACCCUACGUCCCAUCGGUCGACCAAUGCAUCCGCCAAGCCAACACUCAUGGUGGCUGCUGACAAGGACUUCGAGAACAGCGUUAACAGGUACUCGAUGCCCGUCACCAAGUCUCGCACAGCUUUCUACGACAUCAACUUGGACCAGGCCAACACCACCGGUUUUCUCUUUGGAGACGACGAUAACGUGAUCGACGGAAAGCUCUACACCCAAGCCAACAACGAAGACAACUUCCCUGUCCUCCGACGUGAGCCCAAUAUGUCGAACGCUUCCAGCGAGGCCUCUAUCAUCGCUACUCGCCCCGCAGCGUUUCGUCACUCGCUUGAGAUGAAGACCAUGGAUCAGAAGUACACUGAUCCCGCGGCCGAUGCGCCUGCUCCUACCAACAACGGCAGCGUGCUCGCCACUCCUCCUAAGUUGCAGCCCUCCUUCUCCGCCAACGACAUCCCUACCCUUAAGAAUGUGUCUGGGACCACUGUGGGCAGCACCCCCAACCAGGCGGCUCAACAGCACCUUCACAACCACAACGCCAGCAUGGGUCGCAUCCCGGCUGGUGCCUUGCCGAGCCGUCACAGCCGCGAGCUCUCUGGCGAUGCUCGUGACAAUGUCGCCGGAGCCAACUACCAGUCCAUCGGCUCGUCUCUGCACGCCAACGCGCCUUCGUUCGGCCCAGCUCUGGCACAGCCCUCCAAUGUUCUCCAGGGCCCUGUCCUCACCCAGCCCUCGCAGACCCCUGUGCCUCCCAUCAUGGCUCCUAGCCAGGGCAUGUCGCCCUACAACAGCAACAACGGUGGAUAUUACACGCCCAACGGUUAUGGUAAUGUGGGACCUGCCAACGGUGGCGCCAACUACCACGGAAUGCCCCUGCUUGCGCAGAUGCAGGGCUUGUCCCUGAACGGAGGUGGAAAUACCUACUCAGCACAGAACUACACUGGCUAUGCCCCUGUCUACGCCCCUCACCAGCCGCGAGACAGCCAGCAGCGCAUCAUGGCGAGCCGACGCCAGCAAGACAACGAGGCUAUGAGCCGCUUCAACGGUACCACCCUCGAGUCCUACGGCGGCUCUAUCUAUGAGCUCUGCAAGGACCAGCACGGAUGCCGCUUCCUGCAGAAGCAGCUCGAGAGCCGAAACCCUGACCACGUGCACAUGAUCUGGCUCGAGACCUGUUCUCAUGUCAUUGAGCUGAUGACUGACCCAUUCGGCAACUACUUGUGCCAGAAGCUGUUCGAGUUCUGCAACGACGACGAGCGCACUGUCUUGGUUCAGAACGCUUCCAAGGACAUGGUUCGCAUCGCUCUGAACCAGCACGGCACACGAGCUCUGCAGAAGAUGAUCGAGCACCUGUCCAACAACGACCAGGUUUCCCUCAUCACCGCUGCCCUGCGUGAUCGUGUCGUUGAGCUCAUCCAGGACCUCAACGGCAACCAUGUCAUCCAGAAGUGCCUGACGAAACUCAGCGCUCUGGACGCCCACUUCAUCUUUGAAGCCGUCGGUACGAGCUGCGUCGAGGUUGGCACUCACCGUCAUGGCUGCUGUGUGCUGCAGCGUUGCAUCGAUCACGCCUCGGGUGAUCAGAAGCUGCUUCUCAUCCAGCGCAUUACGGAGCACGCAGUCACCCUCGUUCAGGACCCCUUUGGCAACUACGUUGUCCAAUACAUCAUCGAUCUGAACGAGUCGAUCUUCACAGAGCCCGUCGUGCAGAAGUUCCACGGCAGGAUCUGUCAGCUGUCUCGCCACAAGUUCAGCUCCAACGUGAUCGAGAAGUGCCUUCGCUGCGCCUCAGACGCCUCCAAGGAUAUGAUCGUGGACGAGCUUCUGGCACCUAGCGAGAUGGACCGCCUCAUUCGAGACUCUUACGCCAACUAUGUGGUUCAGACGGCCUUGGAGCACGCUACCCACUACAUGAAGCAGCGUCUGGUCGAUGUCAUUCGCCCAAUCCUCCCAACUGUCCGCCAGACCCCAUACGGACGAAAGAUCCAGGCCAAGGUCUCUGCGUACGACUCCACCAACGGCCGCUCCAGCGGCCAGAUGACCCCUGCAGAUCCCACCCAGGGCCAGAUCCCAAUCCGCCCAGCUCAGACCCGCGGCAUGUCUAACACUACCUCUAUUCUGACUCCUGGCGCUUUUCAGAACGGUACCAACGGCUUGAACAACCGUGGCGCGCAGGUCUUUCCCACCAGCGCGAGUCUGACUGUGCCGCCUCCUCAGUCGCAGCACCCCCAGCAAUAUGCGCCUCCUCAGUUCGUCAACCACAUUGCUAGCGCUCCUUAUGCCCAAGGACAGGGAGCUUCUGGACCUGCCCAGGGCGGUCAGGUUUACAAUGGAGCUCCCAACCCGCCCAUGGCUUCUGACAACGGCGAGCAGAACUUCUUCUAG
Diaporthe citri is the source of this 3015-nucleotide messenger RNA. RefSeq lists its product as uncharacterized. Gene Ontology annotation, biological process: post-transcriptional regulation of gene expression. Lineage: Eukaryota; Fungi; Ascomycota; Sordariomycetes; Diaporthales; Diaporthaceae. Bases 1 to 3015 code for a protein of 1004 amino acids. Gene Ontology annotation, molecular function: mRNA binding. Gene Ontology annotation, cellular component: cytoplasm. The transcript is spliced from 7 exons. The record is from RefSeq and is a predicted model, not a curated record.